AUGAGUGACGAUACGGAAAGAGUAAGCGUCCAUGGCCGGGUAUUCCAGAGGAUAUCGCUAGACGAGAAGAUCUACUUUGCUCCGGUAGCCAUCGACGACCGCGAGGAGAGCAGGCUGACAGCUCAACAUGAUCUCAUAUCCAGACUGUUGGGCAAUAGAUUGUUCUCUCAUCAAAUCCCAGUGGCAGAGCCCCGCUCGGUCCUUGAGUGCGGCUAUGGUGGGGGGGACUGGGCUGUUCAGUGCGCCGACGAGUUCGAGGAUUGUGAGGUGACUGCUAUUGACAUAUUCCCCAUGCAUGUCCCGGACCAACCUGACAACUUGGAGUUGAUCGGCUAUAAUCUCAACGACCCGCUCCGCGACCCCGACAUCUUCAAGGCGAACCAGUACGACCUCAUCCACUCGCGAUUCCUAGCUCCAGGGAUCAAGAACGGGAGAUGGACCCGGUACAUUAGAGACAUGAAGCUGUUGCUACGACCAGGCGGAUGGGUUCAGAUGAUGGAGUACCUGCCCAUUAUCCAGUCGCACAAUGGCCGCCUUACCGAUGAGUCUGCAGUCAGGAGAUGGUGGCAGUCAUACCAGGCAGCCAUGUCUAGGAUGGACCGGGAUCCAAGGAUAGGGCGUCGAUUAUCGCAGCUGCUGCUCGAGAAUCGGUACCGAGACGUGGCAGUCGAGAUUAAGCAGCUCCAGAUUGGGGGUUGGUCGUCAGAUCCAACGCAGGCUAGUCUAGGAGAAGAUGCGAUCGCUGUAGUUGGUGAUCUCCUCGAGUCGCUGGGCGUUUGGCCCUUCACGAGCGAGCUUGGAUGGACGAGUGCGCAGUUUGACCAUCUCAUGCAAGAGGUUCGCGGCGAGCUCCGGAACGUGGAGCUGAAGCUGUAUAUUGAAAUGUACAGGGCCAUGUGA
Exserohilum turcica Et28A is the source of this 900-nucleotide messenger RNA. RefSeq lists its product as uncharacterized. The coding region runs from base 1 to 900 and encodes 299 amino acids. Gene Ontology annotation, molecular function: methyltransferase activity. The record is from RefSeq and is a predicted model, not a curated record. The transcript has 5 exons. Lineage: Eukaryota; Fungi; Ascomycota; Dothideomycetes; Pleosporales; Pleosporaceae.